AUGCCUCUACGACAAACCCUCCUAAACUUCUACAAGUCGCGCUCGACACAGAAGUCUGCAGCCAUGACUCCAUCGAUGCGAGGUCGUCCCUCUGUCUUGCGGGCAGAUAGCUCGACUUCAUCAGAUACUGACCCAGACACUAUCGUCGUAUCUACCCAGCCUCCACGGCAACUUCCAACUCCCUCUGAAAGUUCUCUCGACGUGUCGAUCUUAGAUGCACAGGUAGUCAGUAUGAAGGAGGUGUCCAAAGGUCGAGCACGACGCGUUAGUCGACGAUUGACCAAGACCCAGAGUCAAGACAUCCUCAUCGAGACAACUGAGGAUGAAUCUCUCAAGACCAGAACUGUUAGUGGAGAGACAUUGGUCAACAUGGAUAAUGCCAGCCAAUCCACCUUAGUGAAAGAAGGAAUUGCUGCCUUGGAUCUUCCCUGGGACAUGACCGACGCGUUCAGCAAGGGAGGUAAGCAUGACCUGCUAGCAGUGACUAGUCCUGGACGGACCUCUACAAUGGCAGGCCAUGAGGACGAUGAAUCUGAAGAAGAUGAGGCAGAACGCCUGGCCAGAGCUGCAGCAAAGAAGGCUAAAAUGGAGGAGAACAACAAACUAUGGGAAGCACGGCGUAAAGCAGCCGAAAAGCAAGCAACCCGGAGGUCUUCUCGCAUGCCGGUGCUUGAAAAAGCAAGCGAAAUUGUCUCCAGCAUUACCAACAGCGUACUUGGAAAGAGAAAGGACCGCACAACACAAUUUAUGUCAACUUCAGCUCCUCAAUCUACCGAAGUGGCUGGCGAACCUGACCAGAAGAAGCGACGACUCAGCCAGGCACCAACCCCCUCUGAGGAACCUGUACCGUCACCAAAAGUUCCAGCUCGGCGGCGCGAGAAGAAAUGGCUCACCUCGGGACUUUUUGCUGGUCAACAAAGAUCAGUCAGCAGCCAGAAGAACCGAAAGAGCGGAGCAACAGUGACGCCUCCAGUUAACAACUGGGUGCUACCAUUGCCCAUGUAUGCUGGAGAACGACUCUUGAAUCAAGGUCGGGACUUCAAACUUCCAUUUGACAUCUUUUCUCCUCUGCCCGCUGGCCAACCUAAACCAGACGAGUGGAAAAAGGUGAACAAGAAUGUUUUUGUCGGAGACGCUGCACAAGCAUGGCGAGUGUCCAAGUACGAGGAGACAUCAUUGUGCUUGUGCACACCCGAGACUGGUUGUGACCAGAAUUGUAUGAACAGAUAUAUGUAUUACGAAUGCGACAGCCGCAACUGCGGUCUUACGGAAGAACAGUGUGGGAACCGAAAUUUCGAGUUCCUAAAGCAACGAGUCAAGAAGGGCGGCAAAUAUAACGUUGGGGUGGAGGUCAUCAAGACAGAAGAUCGAGGUUAUGGUGUUCGCAGCAACCGAACAUUCGAACCCAAUCAGAUUAUUGUCGAAUAUACAGGGGAGAUUAUAACUCAGGACGAGUGUGAGCACAGGAUGAGGACUAUGUACAAAAAUAAUGAGUCCUACUACUUGAUGCUUUUCGACCAAAACAUGAUCAUCGACGCAACCCGUGGCUCUAUUGCCCGCUUCGUCAAUCAUUCCUGCGACCCAAACUGCAGAAUGGAGAAAUGGACCGUCAACGGUAAGCCACGGAUGGCCCUUUUUGCCGGAUCUCGUGGCAUUAUGACGGGAGAUGAGCUUACCUACGACUACAACUUUGAUCCAUAUUCUCAGAAGAAUGUGCAGGAAUGCAGAUGUGGUGCGGUCAACUGCCGUGGCUUUCUGGCUCCACGACCCAAAGAAGAACGGAAGCAGAAGAGCCCUGACGAAGAUAACAAGAAGCCCAGUAAACUGGCAGGGGCCAAAAGAAAACUCACUGAGGCGAUUGGAGGAAGCCAGAAGCGAAUUGCCAAAAAGGUCAAGAGGAACCCCCCCACUGCGAAGGUCUACAAGUCGAAUACUUCAAAGAAUACCAGUCCCAUCAAAAAUCGCAAGGUCCGCCUGAUCAAAAAAGCUUUCUCCCGCAAGACCAGUGCAACGACAGUACAGGGACUCGCUCGCCGUCCGUCGAAGCUUAAAAAGCUGGUUGAAAGUGCUAAGAGCAAGACAGUCGGUCGCAGCAAGACAGCCGCUAAUACUCGAGCGGUUUCGACGUCAUCAUCCACAGCUUUGAUCGCGAAGAAGACCCAAAAAGCAUCGAAUGGCACAAUCGGCCGGUCGUCUAGUUUGCGAGAAAAGGCAUCAAAUGUCAAAAGCCGAGUGGUAAGGACCGUCAAAGGCGGCCAAAGUGGCAUGGCACGGAGCAUCAGGCCUGUAAUGGACGAUAUGGACGACCUGGACGAAGUGUGA
Molecule: messenger RNA, 2322 nt
Organism: Exophiala aquamarina CBS 119918
Lineage: Eukaryota; Fungi; Ascomycota; Eurotiomycetes; Chaetothyriales; Herpotrichiellaceae
Product: histone-lysine N-methyltransferase ASH1L
Exons: 2
Coding region: 1-2322 (773 amino acids)
Biological process (GO): regulation of DNA-templated transcription
Cellular component (GO): chromatin; nucleus
Molecular function (GO): protein binding; histone H3K36 methyltransferase activity
Source: RefSeq, a predicted model, not a curated record